CGCCCUUGCCCGAGUCAAUUCGUCGAACCCCUGGGCACAAGCCUCCUGAGGGCCCCCGGCAACACGAGUCCUCGGUCACUUGGCUUUCCUCCCGUACCGUACCCCGUGGCUACUUCGGCAACCCGCUGUCCCAAGCGCUCACAUGGAGUCUCCCGCACGAACUCGAACCACCUCCGCCUCGCCACCUCUUUCCCUUCCCCAGUAGCCGCCGCCGCUACCCGCUCCGGAAGCCAUACCACCUGAGGCCUUCCACGCCGCUCACCCACAGCAGCCCACCGCUGCCGCCGCGCCCCUCUCCGGCCAUCCCGGCUCCUGCUCCAAGCAUGAGGCAGCCCACCGCGGGCGGGGACGCGGGGUUUGUGCGGGCGGACCAGAUAGACCUCAAGAGCCUGGACGAGCAGCUCGAGCGCCACCUCGGCCGCCCGGCGGAGCGGGGCGGGCUCGCCGCCGCGGCGCAGACCGGGACGGGGAGCCGCCGGGGCGAGUCCGCGAGGCUGGGUGAGGAGGAGCUGCAGACGCCGCUGCGGCGGUGCCGGGAGGACUGGGAGAUCGACCCCGCUAAGCUCGUCAUCAAGGGCGUCAUCGCGCGCGGCACCUUCGGCACCGUCCACCGCGGCCUCUACGACGGCCAGGACGUAGCCGUGAAAUUGCUUGACUGGGGGGAGGAUGGCCACAGAUCAGAACAAGAAAUCUCUGCACUAAGAGCAGCAUUUGCACAAGAGGUUGCUGUCUGGCAUAAGCUUGAUCAUCCAAACGUUACUAAGUUUAUCGGGGCUAUAAUGGGUGCAAGAGAUCUAAAUGUACAGACGGAACAUGGGCAUCUUGGCAUGCCAAGUAAUAUUUGCUGCGUUGUUGUUGAAUACCUUCCUGGAGGGGCACUAAAAAACUUUCUGAUAAAGAACAGAAGAAGGAAGCUUGCCUUUAAAGUUGUGGCCCAAAUAGCUCUUGACCUUGCCAGGGGAUUAAGCUAUCUUCACUCAGAGAAGAUAGUGCAUCGUGAUGUCAAGACUGAAAAUAUGCUUCUGGACAAAACGAGAACUGUGAAAAUUGCUGAUUUUGGCGUUGCUCGAGUUGAGGCUUCAAAUCCUAGUGAUAUGACUGGUGAAACAGGGACACUUGGUUACAUGGCACCAGAGGUUCUCAAUGGCCAUCCUUACAAUAGGAAGUGUGACGUUUACAGCUUCGGAAUCUGCCUGUGGGAGAUAUACUGCUGCGACAUGCCGUACCCCGACCUGAGCUUCUCGGAAGUCACUUCUGCUGUCGUUCGCCAGAACCUGAGGCCAGAGAUCCCGCGCUGCUGCCCGAGCUCGCUAGCGAACGUGAUGAAGCGGUGCUGGGACGCGAACCCUGACAAGCGGCCCGAGAUGGCCGAGGUGGUGUCCAUGCUGGAGGCGAUCGACACGUCCAAGGGCGGGGGCAUGAUCCCCAAGGACCAGACGCAGGGCUGCUUCUCGUGCUUCCGUCGGCACCGAGGCCCCUGACGCCGCCGUGUGAUCCGAUCGCGCCGCGGCCGUAGCUACCCGGUGAAACCAUGCUGCUAUUGAUCGCUAGACCUCGGUGUAAUCUAGUUGCAGAACUGGCUAUAAUUGGGAUGUUGUCAUGGGUGUAAAUGAAUGAGCCGUUCGAUCUCAUCCUUGCACGCUUGCUGCGAGUUCUAAUGCUUGCUGUACGUUGAGGUCAAACCUAGGGAGAGAGUUGCUCACAUGGUUUGAUUAUUGUCCCUGAAGCAGGCUUUGCACUAUUGGAUUAACCAUGUUUACAUA
This is a messenger RNA of Phragmites australis (common reed), 1763 nucleotides long. Its product is annotated as serine/threonine-protein kinase STY13-like. Bases 324 to 1481 code for a protein of 385 amino acids. Gene Ontology annotation, cellular component: plasma membrane. Gene Ontology annotation, molecular function: protein kinase activity; ATP binding. NCBI's taxonomy places the organism in Eukaryota, Viridiplantae, Streptophyta, Magnoliopsida, Poales, Poaceae. The transcript has 6 exons. The record is from RefSeq and is a predicted model, not a curated record. Gene Ontology annotation, biological process: protein phosphorylation.